CUGUGAGUGUGUGGGUGGCUAGGAUUUUUUCAGAAAAAAAUAUAUUGUCUCCAAAGUUGAUUGAAAACUAAAUAUGCUUCCAUCUGUUGGACAAAAAGAACAUGUCGGCCACCAAAAAUACGUUGUUGCAAGGUGGGUUUUUGAAAAAUGUUUUAUUUAGGCUCAUAGUUUAUAUUAACUGAUUUUGCAUUUGUAGCUGCAAAAUAUCUAGUCUCCAUACAAAAUCCAACGUCGCCCACUCCCCCUUCCAAAGGAACAUGAAAUGGUCGGCCCCUCAGGCCUAGUGUAGUAAAAACCAAUAUGCUUGUCAUUUAUCUUUCUCUCCUAUUAGCUAUUUUCUGUGGUCGUCGUGUUUCCAGAUUAGAAAUCAAACCAAAUAAGAACUGUCGCUGCACACGUUGGAAAAUACCAGUACCAUUGAACUUUUAUUUUAUCCCUGUAGGCUUGGGAAUAAUUCCCAAAUCCCACUUGGAUUAUCAGAGAUUUGCAUUCUUACUAGCCUGCUAGCCCGUGUCAGUUUGUCGAAUGUAAAAGGUAUUGUGAAGGCUAGUAUAAUAGAGGGUCGUUAUAUGGUAUCGCUAUUCGGCAUAGCAAACGUUUAAGGUUAAUGUCCAUCUCAUAGUGAACAAAAUUCACCCUGUUUCGGGUAAUGGAGGCACGAAAAACACCCAGUUUCACCUGCACAAUUUUUUCAAACUCUGAACUGAUGUAGGCAACGUUUCAGUUGUAAGAUACAACUUAAUACCGGUGUUCAGACGAAAUAAACCCGGCAGUUUUCACCCUUGGCAAUGCCAUUAGGCUUUACCACGCCGGAAGCUGGCGAUGAGCCUCGUUCUGACUCAUCGAACUCCGUAACGUAGUUACCGUUGCCGUUAUCGACGUCCCUUCUGUUUUCAACAGAAAAACGAUCGCUUUUGCUCCGCUGACCUCUACGUUUCGCUCACUGCUGUAUCAUUCCAAGUGUGUCUUCUUCCAAGAUGAAUACAAGGCUUCACAUUCAAGCUCGGGAGGACAUAAUUCGCUAUUAUGGCACUCCUGCGGCUGUGAGUUUGUGGCCGUCUCAGGAUGAGGAGUCCGACUGUCGUUCCCUGGCUGUGUCCCCUUCCCGUUGUCCCGACCCCCUGAGCGUUUUCACUCCGUUCUGGGCCCGCCCUGUCUACGGUGAGACGCUCCCCGCCCCCGUCACCAUCAACCACGCCGCUUACUAUCCUGCCCCAAGUGACGACGAUGACAGUGACUACUGGGUGUACGAGGACGAGGACGACCACAGCUUUGUGGAUGACAGAGAGAUUCAUCCCCUUAGAAAGGCGCUGACGAGAGCGGCUGCCUUCUUUAGGAAGAUCUUCUCUUAGACUCCUUAUCCUUUUAAUGUCUGAAUGUGUGCAAGUGAGUGAAUGAAUGAGCAGGUGUGUAUGUAUGUAUGUAUGUAUGUAUGUAUGUAUGUAUGUAUGUAUGUAUGUAUGUAUGUAUGUAUGUAUGUAUGUAUG
This is a messenger RNA of Haliotis rufescens (red abalone), 1487 nucleotides long. RefSeq lists its product as uncharacterized. Bases 978 to 1352 code for a protein of 124 amino acids. The record is from RefSeq and is a predicted model, not a curated record. The transcript has 3 exons. Lineage: Eukaryota; Metazoa; Mollusca; Gastropoda; Lepetellida; Haliotidae.